This is a messenger RNA of Acanthamoeba castellanii str. Neff, 759 nucleotides long. RefSeq names its product thymidine kinase. Bases 1 to 759 code for a protein of 252 amino acids. The transcript is spliced from 5 exons. Gene Ontology annotation, biological process: thymidine metabolic process. NCBI's taxonomy places the organism in Eukaryota, Discosea, Longamoebia, Acanthamoebidae. The record is from RefSeq and is a predicted model, not a curated record. Gene Ontology annotation, molecular function: ATP binding; thymidine kinase activity.
AUGGAGUGCGAGAGAAGAAAUGCCGGAAGGCUUGAGGUGAUUUUGGGUCCCAUGUUCAGCGGGAAGAGCACGGAGUUGAUCCGCCGCAUACGGCGACACACCAUCGCCAAGCAGCGCUGCUUCGUCAUCAAGUAUGCCGCCGACUCGCGUUACAGUAAAGAGAACAUGGCUACCCACGACCGGUAUCUCAUUCCGCACAAGAACAAGCCGUCCAUCCGCAACUUGAGGGAGGUGAAGCAAGAAGCUGCGCUCUUCGACUGUAUCGGCAUUGACGAGGGCCAGUUCUUCUGUGACAUCGUCCCCUUCUGCGAGCUGAUGGCUAGCCUCGGAAAGAUCGUCAUCGUGGCUGCGCUCGACGGCACCUUCCAGCGCAAGCCCUUCGGUACCGUGCUUGAGCUCAUCCCUCUCGCCGAGUCCGUCUCGAAGCUGUCUGCCGUGUGCAUGUGCUGCUCCAACGACGCCAGCUUCACGCAGCGACUUGGUUCGGAGACCGCCGUAGAGGUGAUCGGAGGCGCCGACAAGUACAUCGCGGUUUGCCGUCACUGCUACUUGACCAGCGCCGCGUCCACGAUGGCCAAGGACGAUGCCAUGCUCUCGACCCAGCCGAGCAAGAGGGAAGCGUCGUCGUCUCAGCAGGCUCCGUCGACGCCCACCCACAAGCGGUUCGCCAAGCGAAAGUCGCUUAACUCGCCCAAGAAGAUCGCGUCGCCCGCCAAGCGGAUCGCCAAGCGCAGGCGCUCGCAGGGCAACAUCGCCUGA